CAUCUCUCUGGCACAGUAGCAGAACAGGUUUGUGUGUUAACUUAGCUUUCCUAUAAGGGGCAGGAACACCUGCUGCAGCUCCGUUAGUUCAGAGGAGAAGGCAGGACGCUCACCGUUGACUCUCUGGGUGAAGGAACAGGCAGAGAUGGCUGCAACCACCGCUCAGCCAAUGGGGAGCCUGCCCAGCGGACUGGGGAUAUGCACCACGGCCCCGGAUAUAUUUUACCUGCCUGAACUGGUGUUUGGCGGUCUGGUUUGGAUCCUGGUAGCGUCGACCCACGUGGACCCACCAAACCCUCUGGGCUGGGUGAUGUUCGUCUCCGUCUUCUGCUUCGUCCUGACCUUCCUCUGGAUGAUCAUCUUCGCUGCCGACGGCCAUAAGAGCGGCUCCGCCUGGGCUGCCGCUGACUUGGCUUACCACGGCCUGGCAGCGUUCUUCUACCUCAGUGCAGGUGUGGAUUUGGCUUACAUCACCUUCUUGAAUAAAGCAGGCGAAUUAAGAAUCUACCAGAUUGACAUCGCCGCUGUGGUGUUCGCCUACGUGGCCACGCUGCUCUACUUCAUCCACGCCAUCCUCUCCGCCAUCCGAUGGAAAACCUUCUGAAGAGCGACGCUGAUCCACAAACCUGUGUGUCCAAGUGGUCCUGUGUGAAUGUGUGUGUGUGUGUGCGCUUGUGUGUGUACAGUGGAAUUAUUCAGUCUGCUCGGAUUAACAAUGAAGGAUUUAAACCCCAUUUUGGGACAUGUGAUAAUGUCCAGUGAAGGUAUUGAGUAGAUGGAGAUUUGUGAUGAAGAACAAAGAGGAAGAAAAAAAGAAAACAUUUAACGCAUGCAGGCAAAAACAAAGUUGAACAAUAGAAACAAGAGCUGCAAACUAGAAAUGUCAUCCUGUUUGUUCUAAUGAAAACAAAUGAAAUGUAUAAUUUACAGUCUAAAACUGGUCAAAGUGCAGUCGCUCUGUGACGCAGCAGCUCAGUGUUUUCUUAUUUUUACCAGACGACACUUUGAGCCAAUGGUCAUUUAUUACAUGUCAUAUUUACCUGACUAACAGACCUUUGUUUCUCUGCAGUGACUAUAAAGAGUUAGUUGCUCAUUUUUAGAUUUUGUAUUUUCUGUCAUAUAGAAUUUAACAUCAGAAAAUGAUCAGCACUUAAAGGACGGUGAAGUGUAUUUUUAUAAGACCUUCCUAUGAAAUUUACAGUUGAUAAAUAGUAAAUAAUUUUUUGUAUUCUCGAGAUUAAAACAAGAUAUAGGUGUAAA
Seriola aureovittata is the source of this 1260-nucleotide messenger RNA. RefSeq names its product myelin and lymphocyte protein-like. Lineage: Eukaryota; Metazoa; Chordata; Actinopteri; Carangiformes; Carangidae. The coding region runs from base 146 to 604 and encodes 152 amino acids. Gene Ontology annotation, biological process: myelination. The transcript has 4 exons. Gene Ontology annotation, cellular component: membrane. Gene Ontology annotation, molecular function: structural constituent of myelin sheath. The record is from RefSeq and is a predicted model, not a curated record.